AUGACGCCCCGUCUCCAGAACAAAGUCUGCAUCAUCACCGGCACCGGCAGCAGCAUGGGCCGAGCAGCAGCCCUCAAAUUCGCCCAAGAAGGCGCCACCAUUGUCGGCUGCGACGUGAGCGCGCCCCGCGCCUCAGAAACAGAAACAGCAGUCCAGGCCAUAGGAGGGAAUAUGAUCUCGCUAGCACCCUGCGAUCUCACCAUGCCCGAAGGGUGCGGGAGACUCGUCAACUUCACGAUCGAGAGGUUCGGCCGUAUCGAUGUACUGUGCAUUAAUGCAUCGAUGGCAUAUCUGGAGUGGAGGCAGGGUGUGCCGAUGGAACACUGCAACAAUAACUACAGCCAGGAGUAUAACCUGAUCCAUCUCAUGACUGGGGUGGCGAGGCCGCAUUUGAAGAAGACGGGCGGUGCUGUUGUCAAUGUUGGCUCGAUUGAUGGGUGUGUUAGCCCGCUGCCACAGGGGAAGACUAAACAGGAUAUCCUGGACUUGAACUGCCACUUGGCUUUACGAGAUCGAGAUGCGGGGAUCAGGGUGAAUUAUAUCUCGCCGGGCAAGAUAGGAAUGUUCGAGACAGAUCCGCUGUUGAGGGAUCCGUUUAGGGGGGAUCCCAUGGGGAAGGUUAUGCUGGGGAGGUGUGGACGCCCUGAGGAAGUUGUUGCAGUGGCCUGUUUUCUUGCAUCGAGCGAGGCUUCAUACAUCACGGCUGCAGAUAUCAAGGUGGACGGGGGAAUGACGGCUUGGUAG
Molecule: messenger RNA, 744 nt
Organism: Aspergillus versicolor CBS 583.65
Lineage: Eukaryota; Fungi; Ascomycota; Eurotiomycetes; Eurotiales; Aspergillaceae
Product: SDR family NAD(P)-dependent oxidoreductase
Exons: 1
Coding region: 1-744 (247 amino acids)
Source: RefSeq, a predicted model, not a curated record